Molecule: messenger RNA, 1002 nt
Organism: Peniophora sp. CBMAI 1063
Lineage: Eukaryota; Fungi; Basidiomycota; Agaricomycetes; Russulales; Peniophoraceae
Source: the annotation of a GenBank genome assembly
AUGUCGGCCACAGACGUGAAUGUCCCUUUCUUCAAAAAGAAGCGUGGUCGUCCUACCGCACAACGGCAACGCUCCGCUGAGCCUGCUGUCGCCGCCCAAACUGCUGCUUCGUCAUCUACAUCUGCUGUAGUGCUACCAACUCGCAAAGUUGGAAGUGGCGUACUUAGCGCAGGCUCUAAACGCACAUCCUCGCAGCGUCAGGAGGAUGACGACGAGGAACGGCGGGACGGGCCGAGCGUCAACUGGGGAGCCGCCGGCAGCAGCCAUCAGGAAGCCGCACGAGAGAUUCUGGCAGGCGACGAAGCGGAAGAGAUCCUAGCGAAGCGGAGGCGUGCCGAAAAUCCCGAAGACCCUACGGCCGUUCCAGACGACGGUCUAUAUCGCGGUCAGAAGGCGUACAAGUCCCAUCUGGAGAAGAACAAGGAUACGCCCAAGGCCCUGCGCGCAGGUCCUCAGCGAAAUACGGGAAGUACCAUAAAGACUGUGACUGUCAUUGAUUAUCAGCCGGAUGUAUGUAAGGACUACAAGGAGACCGGAUUCUGCGGGUUCGGCGACACAUGCAAGUUCUUACACGACCGUGGAACCUACCUUCAAGGAUGGCAGCUCGACAAACUGGCGGCCAACCCAAGCGGCAAGCGCAACGCGGGUGCGGAAGAGUCGUCUGAUAGCGACUCGGACGACGAGGAUAUCCCUUUCGCUUGCCUUAUCUGUCGCAAGCCGUAUACUGACCCUGUCGUGACCAAGUGCGGUCAUUACUUCUGCUCGGCAUGCGCCAUCAAGCGCUUCGGACGGACUCCCAAGUGCGCAGCAUGUGGUGCACCGACAGGCGGCAUGUUCAAUCGUGCGACCAACGUCCUGGACAAGAUCAAGAAGAUGAAGGAGAAGGCUGAGGGCAAAAAUAGCGACGGCGAAGGAGAGGAUGGUCCGGGUGGCGUUGGAGGUGUGCAAAUCGAGGGCCUCGCGAAUAAGGAUGGCUCGGAUUCGGACAGCGAUGACGAGUAG